GGUCAACUCAAUUCGUGUUGCGCGCAGGACCAUCCAUUCUUGCAGGCCGACCGCAAGCGGUCCGUGGACAUGCCGAAUGGGUCGACGAAGCGAUGGAACACCGCCAGAGGAAGCUAGCGGAAGAGCGGCAGCAGAAGCUGCUGCAGGAAACGUCGUCAGCGCCUCCGUCGGUCUGACCCUGGCCGCGGAUGCUGACGCCCUAUUCGCAGCCUCGACGGAGGCGCAGACUAGAGUGCUACGCGCACGGUGGUGCUGGCACUCGCUUCGCGCUGAAAGGACAUCAUGGAAUGCGUGCCUUGGUCGCUCGUGACACCUCAGUCUUACCCUGGUCGUCAGUCCGUUCAUGUCGCGCCACUGUCCUAUCGUUGGAUCGUGGGCGCUACCGGCCACGAAACCAAACAGUAUCCCACUCUCGCGUCGCCUUCUACACACAUACCGCCAGGCUUACCGCGAGCCCGGAGACCCGAAAUGUUUGGCAACGGAUGCAUAUUUGGCCACCACACAGGCACUCAACGCAGGACAGAACGCAGACGACACUGAGGAAGGCAAGAGCGAUGACAGGGCCCGUCUGGGAUCGUAGGAACCUGCAGGAUUCCACACGCGCCCGGGGGCCCGUGCGACAGGCUUCGUCCUUGACUUUCUCCCAAACACAACGGUACUUUUGCAGAUCGGUUACAUACACAAUCGACCACUGUAGAUUAUGCGUCACCCCGCGGGCGGGUGCUCGGCGGGCUAAUCGACCAUCACUAUCCUCCCCUUUCCCCUUUCACCUCCCACACACAUUGCAUUACGUCUCACCCCACCGACAUCUCCAUCCGUACGGUUGUCAUUUGUCUCUCUGUGCUUGCUCUUACAGUACUGUACAGCGCUCUGUGCCAUGUCAAGCAUGGUGUCUUUAGUUCGCCGGGGCGGCCCAUAUACACGCACGGGCGCGUCUCCCGGUGGUCGGAUUCGAGUUUGCAACGAGCUUAUCACUGUAUCCAUACUAUACUGUAACUUAUGCAAUUCAUCAUCGAGCCUUGCAUUCACC
This is a messenger RNA of Fomitopsis serialis, 1030 nucleotides long. RefSeq lists its product as uncharacterized. The coding region runs from base 189 to 899 and encodes 236 amino acids. Lineage: Eukaryota; Fungi; Basidiomycota; Agaricomycetes; Polyporales; Fomitopsidaceae. The record is from RefSeq and is a predicted model, not a curated record. The transcript has a single exon.